AUGGAAAAUUCACUUAGGCACCGUUUGAAAGAACGUCGCGACCGCCUAGCGAUGAGGUUGGACGCCAUAGAAACCGAAUGUACAACUGGCAUACUAGAAUCUAGGAUUAAACAGUACGCAUCCGAAUUGAAGGACCUAGCAGACAAACUGGAUACAGAAAGCAAGUUCUAUUUGACUACAUCAAAAUCCAUAGAUGAAGAUGUAAUCAAAGACUGUAUGGAUGUACAGCUUAGAUGUAAGGAUACCAUAUUGACUUUGCAAAAUACACCAACCACCUCUUACUGCAGCACUAAAUUGCCUAAGCUUGAACUCUUAAAGUUCGAUGGGAAUAUGACAAAAUGGUUUGAGUUCUGGGACAAAUUCGAGGCAAACAUAGACCUCAAGCCCUUGCCCGAGGCAAAUAAAUUUUCAUAUCUGUAUGGAUGUCUUAAAGGAGAGGCCUUGAAAGCUAUAGCAGGGCUCACCAUUACUAAUGAUAACUACUCAGUUGCGCUAGAUGCUAUUGAAACCCACCUGAGGGUGUUGAAGACUCUUGGUGAAAAUAUAGAAGGAAACCACCUCAGAGUGACUAUUAAUGAGAAAUUCCCGGAUCAGGUCAUGUAUCAAGUCAACCUUCGUGUGGGAAAAGAACCGACUGUGGCACAGGUACGAGAAACACUAGAAUUGGUUAUAUCAGCUAUGGAAAAGUCUGGAAUGGCAGGGACUAUGCAAGAACUUGAUGAGAAGAUAACUAUAGGUGUUACAACAGAGGCUCUUCAUACGAAGGUUCAAACAUUGAAGUCAAAAAAGGAACCUAUGAACUAUAUACGAAAGGGCACAAAAAGAUUUAGCAAUGACAAUGACAACUCGCAUUCUCUACCUACUAAGAGGCAGAAGAGAGAUAGACCUUGUCUGUUUUGUGACCUGUUAAACCACAAGAGUGAAGACUGUCGGCGAGUUAAAACAAUCAAAGCAAGACAAGAUAAAAUUAGAGAGGCUGGCAGAUGUCGUAAAUUGUCUAUCAAAGCAACAUAA
Molecule: messenger RNA, 1014 nt
Organism: Pectinophora gossypiella (pink bollworm)
Lineage: Eukaryota; Metazoa; Arthropoda; Insecta; Lepidoptera; Gelechiidae
Exons: 2
Coding region: 1-1014 (337 amino acids)
Source: RefSeq, a predicted model, not a curated record